AAUUGAAUUAAGUUACACUCCAAGUCAUUUGAUUGAUGUAUGUUUAAAUUUCCAAACAACAGAGGCACCACGGAGCCAUGCUUUUGUUUUUGCUGGAUCACAUGGAGAGUCAGAGGUUAGAUUAGAAUCGCGGCCAAUGAAUAGAUUAGAUCAUCCUCCAUAUAGCGCUGCUUUGCCAUCACCGCAUCCUCCUUUGCCGCCUUUCCCUCCUCCUUCCAGAGCUUUCUGGGAACCCGCAAAUGUGAUCGAUCGCCUCAAAGAACUAUAUGAGACUAUCAAACUCGCCGAAGCUAUGGGAAAAGAGCUGGAGGUGAUUGAUAGGAGGAAAACUAUAAAAGGAGAUUCCGAGGGUUUGGAAAAUUUGGCCACACCUGAAGAGGGGUUUUUCAAGUUGCUAUGUAUAAAUAAAAUAGAUUUGAAGUGCCAAGAAUUGCUCUCAUUGGAAGCUGCAAAUGCAUUGAUAUCAAAGUUGAAAACUCAGCUCGAGCCAUUUCGGGUUGUUGUUGAUGAUAGGGGUCCAUGGGAAGAAAAAUCCAGUGCUAUCAGAUUAUGUGACCAACUGCAAAAGUACAAACGGAACAAACUUUGGAGGAAAAAGAAGAGGAAACGAGUUGCAGAGAAAUUAGCUAUGGAGAAAGAAAAAUUUGAGCAAUUGGAUAAAGAAGCUGAUGAGUGGAUGGCUAGGGAAAUUGCAAAGGAUGUUGCUAAGCAAAAGGUUGCAAAGAUGAAGGAGAUAGCAAAGCUGAAAGAGAAAGAGGAGAGGAAAACGUUAGGAUCUGAGCUUGAGCUGGCAUUGAUGGUGGAGAAGUUGCAGGAAUUAAGGUCCAUCAGGAUUCAGAAGUUGAAAAAACAAGGACGUUUUCUUCCGGAUGAGGAUGACCAGUUUCUUGAGAGAGUGAAAGCUGCAGUUGAGGAAGAGGAGCGACUAGCAAUGGCUGCAGCAGGGACAGCAGCUGCAAAGGAUGCCAUAGCAACUGCAGAGUCCAGCAGAAAGUUGGAAAUGGGCCGCCACAACAACAAUAACACCACCAUCAACAACAACAACAAUAAUAAUAAUAAUAUGAACAUCAAGGACGACAAGAAGAGCCAAGAGGUGGCGGCAACGAUGACCAAACCCGAAGACAAUAAACCAAUGGAACACAACCAAUGUGGAAGAAGCAGUAGUGCUGCUGCUACUUAUGUCUGCUCGCUAAAUUUGCCUAUGGAGUAUUACCACUACUACUAUGGGAGUAACCAUGAUAUAGGUACCCUUGUAGAGGUUCGAAGACGAUGGGAUGCUUACUUAAGGUCUGGUGGAAGUCGCAUUCCCGGUCACUGGGUUCAACCCCCACCACCUGCUGACCAGACAUGGGCUUCCUGCUUGCUCAAACCUUGAUUCAACUCCACUUGAGGAGUCUCCUCUAGGAGAACGCAUCUCUCUAACAUUAUUUUAUUGUUAUUAUCAGUAUUAAUGUUAUUAGUAUUAUUCGAUGUUUGCUCUGUAUUAUUGUUGUUUUGUCCUAAUACAAUCUUCAUUUCUCUAACAUAUUGUCCUAAUUAAUGUCUAUUGGAGUAUUCAUUACGAACUUUAAUCUUUCAUUGCUAGAUUGUAGGCCACAAUUCAGCAAAAACUUUACUUUGGAUUUACCCCGUAUAAAUUGGAAAA
This is a messenger RNA of Cuscuta epithymum, 1645 nucleotides long. Lineage: Eukaryota; Viridiplantae; Streptophyta; Magnoliopsida; Solanales; Convolvulaceae. The record is from the annotation of a GenBank genome assembly.